Molecule: messenger RNA, 1101 nt
Organism: Entrophospora sp. SA101
Lineage: Eukaryota; Fungi; Glomeromycota; Glomeromycetes; Entrophosporales; Entrophosporaceae
Source: the annotation of a GenBank genome assembly
AUGAAACUUAAUAUACCAAUAGAUCAUGUAACCUUGACUGGAUCAAAAAUUCAUACACUGGCUUCCAGAAAACUUAUACAAGAUUUGGAAGAAAACAGAUCAUUCAUUAAUCAGCACCCUAAAUCUAAAGAUAAAACUAUUCCUGAUUAUAUAUUUAAAGAUUAUAUUGUUAACUUGGGAAUAAAAUAUAAUCUAAUCUCAAAAUAUACAAGACACGUUCCAAAUAAAGCAUCAUCACAGAUGUCACCGCAAAUGCCUGGAUGGUUUUGUGGUUUUGGAACUAAUACUAAUUCUUAUACAUUGGGCUUGGCUGCUCCAAUAAAUGCAUCAUUUGGAUUUGGAUUCGGUGCUGCUCCUCGACUACCAACGAAUACACUUUCUUCAUAUGUUGCUGCUUCUCAACCACCAACGAACUCAUCGGCUUUAUUUGGUACUGCUUUUCAACUAUCGACGAAUUCAUCGUCUUUAUUUGGUGCUGCUCCUCAACCACCAACGAAUUCAUCGUCUUUAUUCGGUGCUGCUCCUCAACCACCAACAAAUUCACCGUCUUUAUUCGGUGCUGCUUCCCAAACACCAAUGAAUUCACCGUCUUUAUUUGAUGCUGCUCCUCAGCCACCAACGAAUUCACCGUCUUUAUUCGGUGCUGCUUCCCAAACACCAAUGAAUUCACCGUCUUUAUUCGGUGCUGCUCCUCAACCACCAACGAAUUCACCGUCUUUAUUUGGUGCUGCUCCUCAACCACCAACAACAAGUCCACAUGAUCAGGAAAACAUUGUAAGAAGUAGUUACAAUAGUUACAAGUCAUUGCUUUUUCCACCUGCAUUAUCAGAACAGGAUUGUGCUAGCAAGCCUUAUGUGGCUCAAACAAGUUCAUAUGGAAAUUUUCCUGAUGAUGAGCAGCAAAAAGUGAAAUUGUGUACUAUUAUUGCAUUGAUUUAUUUGGAAGUGGUGAUGAUGAAGGAUUUUAAAGACGAAUGUGAUAUUUGUUAUGAAAAAUCUAAAAAAGCAUUAACAACGAAAUUUAAUGAUUAUAAUGAAGAGAAUGUCAAGAAUGUUAUGGAUAGUGUUAGGAAAUGGAUAAAUGAUUGGAUCAAAGAAUAA